AUGUCACCUACUACUUCAUCAACCACUCGUUCUGCAGACGACUCGGUCCCCGAUCAACCUUCAACCAAACGCCAAAAGACAGCUGAAUCGGCCUCGAGCAAGUUUCAUGACGGUUUGUUGGAAGACUCCUCGCGUGAGGAGAUUCGCAAGGCCUUUAUGGAAUCGAAACCUUACCUGCAUUGCAAGAUUGACAAACUCAUGAAUGAUGACCUGUUGCGACGUGUUCGUAAAGAAAUCUUUGAGAAUUUGCAUUUUACUGUCAAGGAAACCGAUAUCUACAAGGUACACCAAACGGGUGAUCUUGCCAACUUGGAUGGUCUUCCCAAAGACGAACUUGAACGAUUAUCGAGUCUUUUCGAACUGCGUAACGCAAUCUAUUCACCCGAAUUCCGCGACUUUAUAUCGUCCGUCACCGAUUCCGGCCCGUUGUCUGGCACCAAGACGGACAUGAGCAUUAACAGCUAUAACGAAGGCUGUCACCUUUUGAACCACGAUGAUGUCAUUGGGACUCGACGUGUGUCGUAUAUUUUGUACUUGACGGACCCAGAGGAUCGAUGGAAUCCCGAAAACGGUGGUGCGCUUGAAUUAUAUCCUGUUGUCGAAAAGGGCACCCCUGCCAAUGAGCCCACUGUUAUUAUCCCACCCCAGUGGAACCAGUUCGUCAUGUUCACUGUCCAACCUGGUCACUCAUUCCACUCUGUUGAAGAAGUUGUCCCUGAAGGCAAGCCUCGAUUGAGUAUUUCGGGAUGGUUCCAUAUUCCACAGCCCGGUGAGCCUGGAUAUCAGGAGGGAAGAGAGGCCGGUGAAUCCAAGUCUUCGUUGGAACAAUUGCAAGAGGUAAAAAGAAUAUGCAAGAUUGCCAAGUUCGCACACUAUUCCUCAGAAGAAGUCGAGGAUGACGCCUUGACUCAGGAAACGAUCGAGUCACUGUCAAGCUGGAUGAACCCUCACUAUCUCGAUAUCAAGAUCCUCAAGCAGAUGGCCGAUCGCUUUUAUGAUGAAUCAGCAGUCCAGUGCAAGGAAAUUCUGAGCAAGGAGCUCUUCGCCAAAAUCCAAGCAGUAACGGCCAAAAUGGACCAUGACCAAUUCAAGGAAGACAAAAUCGCAGCACAUGGAACGGGUGUUGGUGAAGGCUGGGCCACUUAUGGUCCACCACAUCGAUUGCGCUACAUGACACUUGCUGAGGAUCAGUCAGAGGCAGGUGAAGCCGCCAAAUUGUUUGCGAAUCUGAAAGCCAAGUUUGAGAGUGACGCCUUCCGCCAAUGGCUUGCAGUGGUCGCACAGCUGAAGCCUCAAGGUUACCGUGGACAAGCACGACGAUUCCGUCCAGGCCACGAUUAUACGCUUGCAACAACCAACACUCGUGGCCAGGCUGUGUUGGAUGUCACUUUCUGUUUGGCUACUACACCCAGUGUAAAGGCUAGCGAAUUAUGGGAGAGCGGCGAGUGCGGUGGCUACGAAUGCUAUAUGGCGCCCCACGACGAAGAGGAGGAUCCAGCAACAUACAAGGCUGCUGAUGAAGAAGGUGCUUUGUUGACCAUGACUCCUGGCUGUAACGAGCUGUCUUUGGUUUUGAGAGACGAAGGUGUGAUGCGGUUCGUGAAAUACGUGAGUGCACGAGCGCCCGGAUCACGCUGGGACGUUGCAUUUGAGUAUGAUUUGCCAGAGGAAGAAGAGGAAGAAGAAAACGAUUCAUAG
Zychaea mexicana is the source of this 1698-nucleotide messenger RNA. RefSeq names its product Oxoglutarate and iron-dependent oxygenase degradation C-term-domain-containing protein. Lineage: Eukaryota; Fungi; Mucoromycota; Mucoromycetes; Mucorales; Lichtheimiaceae. Gene Ontology annotation, biological process: peptidyl-proline hydroxylation; regulation of translational termination. The record is from RefSeq and is a predicted model, not a curated record. Gene Ontology annotation, molecular function: peptidyl-proline dioxygenase activity; iron ion binding; L-ascorbic acid binding. The coding region runs from base 1 to 1698 and encodes 565 amino acids. Gene Ontology annotation, cellular component: cytoplasm. The transcript has 3 exons.